AUGAUUGAGGAUGGCCUGGCCCCGAGGCGGCCAGAUGCACCAAGAUAUACGAGGCCGUACCCGCCGAAAAUCGACCGGACCCCUCUUCCCCGGAACUAUCGAUUGCCAGAAUUCAUGCUGUUCUCCGGGGAUGGGCAGACCUCCUCCAUUGAACACAUAGGCCGCUUCAUGGCCCAGUGUGGAGAGGCCGAUUCGGACGCCCAGAAGCUCCGUUUAUUUGUCCAUUCUUUGACUGGCGCGGCGUUUUCAUGGUUUAUAAACCUUUCGCCGAACUCAGUAAGGGAUUGGUCUGAUAUGGAAAGGAUAUUCCACGAACAUUUCUAUCAGACCAACCGAGAAAUAACGGUCGCCGAGCUGGCAAGGAUGAGCCAGGCAUCAGACGAAUCACCUCGCGACUACCUACAACAAUUCAAAAUAUGCAGGAACUGGUGCCGCACGAACCUGCCAGAGAGGGAGUUUGUCAAGAUGGCCGAAGAGGGCUUGGAAUUCGAGUACAGGAAGAAAUUCCUGGGAAUCGAAUUCCGAGACAUGUAUGACUUGACAAACAAGGUGGACAGAUAUGCGUCCUUAUUAAAAGAAGAGAUGCAGAAGAAGGCGGCCUCGAAAGGGACCUACUACAGGAAUCCCAUCGUCAGCUACGCCAAAGCAGACGGCUCCGUAGAAGCCGAGAGCGAUGAGGUAGAGAUGAGUUCGGCCGAAGUCAGCAUAGACAAACCCUUCGUAUGCAAAGGACUUGUCAAAACCGACAAUAGCCGCACAAAAAUACCUGACGCCAAGUUCGCAACGCGGGAAACAAAGGCCUAUACUUUUGACCUAACAAGGGCCGAGGCCAUCUUCGAUCUGCUACUGGCCGAGAAAAAGGUCAAAUUGUCUUUCGGCCAUAAAAUCCCGAAACCUGACGAGCUCAAAGGGAAGACGUUUUACAAAUACCACAGUUCUUGGUCCCACAACACCAACAAUUGCGUUGUCCUAUGA
This is a messenger RNA of Prunus avium (sweet cherry), 975 nucleotides long. NCBI's taxonomy places the organism in Eukaryota, Viridiplantae, Streptophyta, Magnoliopsida, Rosales, Rosaceae. The record is from RefSeq and is a predicted model, not a curated record.